Molecule: messenger RNA, 1778 nt
Organism: Cornus florida
Lineage: Eukaryota; Viridiplantae; Streptophyta; Magnoliopsida; Cornales; Cornaceae
Exons: 5
Coding region: 115-1551 (478 amino acids)
Biological process (GO): steroid biosynthetic process
Molecular function (GO): 3-beta-hydroxy-Delta5-steroid dehydrogenase (NAD+) activity
Source: RefSeq, a predicted model, not a curated record
GUCUCUGUGGGAAGGUACUGAGUUGGUUCCCAUAAAUUUCGUGGGACGGAGGGAACGAUUGUUUGUUUGUGCGGGAAGGAAGGGAAGGGAAGGGAAUCGGAGAGAGGGAAGAGGAUGCAUUUGAGCGAGAACGAGGGAAUAGAAGGCAACACCUUCGUGGUCACCGGAGGUCUCGGCUUCGUAGGCUCUGCUCUCUGUUUCGAGCUCGCAAGAAGAGGAGCUCGUCAGGUUCGGGCCUUUGACCUCCGAACUACCUCUCCAUGGUCCCACCCUCUCCACACUCAUGGCGUAAACUGCAUACAAGGGGAUGUCAACAACAAAAAAAAUGUUGAAAGAGCUUUACGUGGUGCAGAUUGUGUUUUCCAUCUUGCUUCCUAUGGCAUGUCCGGGAAAGAAAUGCUCCAAUAUGGCCGUGUCGAUGAGGUGAACAUAAAUGGAACCUGCCAUGUCUUGGAUGCUUGCCUUGAGCAUGGGAUCAAGAGGCUUGUCUAUGUCAGCACAUACAAUGUUGUCUUUGGGGGAAAGGAGAUCAUCAAUGGCAAUGAAACCUUACCUUAUUUCCCUUUGGAUGACCAUGUUGAUCCAUAUGGCCGCAGCAAAUCUAUAGCUGAACAGCUUGUUCUAAAAAAUAAUGGCCGUCCUUUCAAAAAGAAGAAUGGGAAAUGUCUCUAUACCUGUGCAGUCCGUCCAGCAGCGAUCUAUGGACCUGGUGAAGAGAGGCACCUCCCUAGGAUCAUAUAUCUUGCGAAGUUAGGUCUGAUGCCAUUCAAAAUUGGUGAAGCAAAUGUGAGGAAUGACUGGGUUUACGUGGAUAACCUUGUUCUGGCCCUAAUAUUGGCUAGCAUGGGACUUUUGGAUGACAUUCCUGGGAACAAAGGACAUCCGAUUGCUGCUGGUCAACCAUACUUCAUCUCAGAUGGGUCUCCAGUCAACAGUUUUGAAUUCAUCCGCCCACUGCUCAGAAGCCUGGAAUAUGACCUGCCAAAGGCGUCCUUAGCUGUGCCUCAUGCUCUUUUUCUGGGUAGAAUUUUCUGGGCUGUUUACACCGUCUUAUAUCCAUGGUUGAGUCGAUGGUGGCUUCCUCAACCACUGAUCCUUCCUGCAGAAGUAUACAAGGUUGGUGUUACACAUUACUUCUCUUUCCUAAAAGCAAAGGAGGAGCUUGGCUACGUCCCAAUGGUGAGUCCUCGAGAGGGCAUGGCUUCAACUAUAUCAUACUGGCAGGAGAAGAAAAGGAGAAGUCUUGAUGGUCCUACAAUAUAUGCGUGGCUGUUUUGUGUAAUUGGAAUGACUUUACUAUUCGGUGCUGCAUACUUGCCAGAUUUCAGACCCAUGCCGCUGGUGAGAGCAAUCGCUCUUUUCUUCUUCCGGUCAGUGGGGGCAAUAAAGCUAGUCUUCUGUUUGGCUGUUGCAGCUCAUAUUGGGGAAGCCAUAUAUGCAUGGAACCUGGCAAAAAAGGUGGAUCUUGCAAAUUCAAGAGGCUGGUUUUGGCAGACUCUUAUUCUAGGCAUGUUUUCAUUGCGCUGUCUGUUGAAGAGAGCCAGGAAGUAAGUUGGAAAUCUUUUUGUGUGAUUUACUCUAUAGUGUAUGUACAACUGUAUCAUAGCAGUUCUCUUGCGGGGAAUAAAAUAGAAUUUGGAUAAAAGUAUUGUCCAAAAAUGUCAUGAGAAAGUAAUUGUAUUUUGUGAAGAAUCAGUUUAUGGCAUGGCCAUAUAAGAGGCUGAGAUAAUGUGAAAUCACCUGUUUUGGAAAGCAUUGUUAGAUUUCUCUGCUACAAA